UCUUAAGAAAGUAAUUUAACUGUUAAGUGGUGCGUAACAAUUGAAUCAACAACAAUUCCGACCCUAUGUUUAGUUUCGUUCGUAGAAUGGCUACCUAUAGGUCGUUAUGUUUCAGGUUACGAAAAUCAAGACUGGUUUAUACCGUCACCGGCUCUCGAAGUUGACGAGGCCGACCUCAAGUUGUCGCCGGAUCAAAUCCGGGAAACUUUGAAUUAUUUUCUUCUAUGUAGCAAUCGCGUGAGCCAAAUGACAAAGACCUACGAUGACAUUGAAGCGGUCACUAGGCUUCUGGAAGAGAAAGAAAAGGAUCUAGAACUGACAGCGAGGAUCGGUAAGGAACUUCUGGUAAACAACAACAAGCUAGAAAACACGGUAGCUUCGUUAGAAACGGACUUGAAAGCGGCUCACGAGAAAAUUACCCAACUUAGUCAUGAAAUUCACAAGAAGACGGAACUCAUUCAGAUACUUACCAAUGAUAUGGAGGAUACUGGAUUCGAAAAUGGAUCAUCGGGAAAAGUAAAUUUGGACGUGAUGAACAAAAAAAUAUCUUCUUUGGAAGAUGAAAACAAGGCCUUAAAAGCUGAAUAUUGUCGGUUAGCAUCCUGUGCUGACGAUAUUGAAGCCCAAGAAGCCAGGUUACUCAAAGAUCUUACAGGACAAUUAACUUGUGCCAAUUCAAGUAUGACUUACUUGGAGGACGAAUUGGAUAGAUUAAAAGAAGAAAGCAGACUCCAGCACGAGCAAAUUUUGGCACUGCAAUCUCAACUACAAGAUACUGAAGGCAAAUUACAGAAGGUAUUAGCUGAAAACGAAGAAGCCAACGGCCUUUUACAAAUCACCAAAGAAAAUCAAGGUAGCUUGGCGGUAGAACUGUCAGAAUUCAAAGCGCGCUACUAUGAAGUUGAAGCGUUGUUCCGCGAUGCGCAAGAGCAACUGCGCAAGCUCAGAAAGAAACAAACGCCCGGUGCCAGAAUUAACAUGUUUUCCUCUCUCGGACAGACCGCCCUCGGACCAUUUGACAGUUUACAGAGCGAACUGUCUAUGUCGAUGCAUUCUGAACCCAGUACUGAUUCCGGAAUAUCCAGUACCGAUCUGAUGCCUCAAUAUAAGAAAGUCUUCGAAACAGUACGUUGUGCCUCACAAAACUCGUUAAGCGGCAGUGACAGCCUCGGUAGCUUCCAUUCUGGCAUGGGCGGUUAUGUCAGCAGUACUGGUGCUAACUCUAGACCUCGGACGUCGUCGAGGAUGCAAACUGGUGCGGAUCUAAGACGAUCUUCUGGUUCUAUAUAUAGCAGCAGUUCUUUAGGCUAUCCUAGUAUAGAUUCCACGGGAUAUUCCGAUACGGAUUCUAGUCAUACAGACUCGGAAGAAGGAUAUCCAGGCGGCCCCCAGAAGGGCAUUCCCGGAGUACCUGGUGCUACAGAGCUGGAGGCUGCAUUGAAGAGAUUAACGCCUGGAGAGAUUCUGGCGCGAAGAGCAAAUCUUCAACAUGGACCUACAUAUGGAGGUUAUGAAGGCGAUUCGUACCUUCCCUUCGGUUGUCGAACACCCGACAGUUUAAUGUCAACGGGCUCCUGUAAUUACCUUGGUUGGAAGUUACCUGAGAAACUUCAGAUCGUUAAGCCAAUGGAAGGUUCAAAGACGCUACACCAGUGGUCGCAGCUAGCUCAACCAACCUUCGGUGGUAUUUUAGACGAAAGACCCGGUGUUAAAAUAAGAGGAGGAAAAGAAUUAGAAGAACUCGGCCUAGAAUCGUACGCCCUCAGUGAUUUAGAAGAAGAUGAGGAAUACUCCAAUCCCGGUAAACUCUUCGAUACGUCAAUGCACACAUACACCUAUACUAAUAGCACCAUAAUGCAUCCCGAUGAUGGUACUACGUCGGUGACGCACAGCCAGAGAGGCAGCAGGAUGGCUUCAAUAUGUUCCAGCGUCCAGCCUUCGCCUCCACAAACACCGAUGGCUUCGAGUAGGCGCAAUUCUUGUAGCACAUUCUCCACCACUCUGGGACUAGCGAAGAUGUUGAAUGAAAGAGGUAUAAAAGCAAUAACCCCAUCAUGCGUGCCGACUCCGAGCGGUCCCAACAGUUUUACGCCAACUGCGACCCCACACAACAGCCCUGAUAGUAGUCCAAUGUCAACAAGAUCUGGUUCUCCGGAACCUUACGAGGAAUUAAGCCUGCCACAACUCAUCUUGAGUUCGGUUCCGACGUUCCUCAGGGACACUAUCGGCGGAGGGGCCAAGAAGAAAGUUCCUCUUCCCAAGCACAAGAGGGAAAGACUUGAGAAAAACGAGGUAAUAAUGGAUCUGACUAGAUGUUGCUUACAUUUCUAUUUCUUUUGAUAAUUUUUUUCUACAUGUUUUGCUAAUUUGUUUUGUUUUUGGUGUUUUGAAGAUUCGGUUCCACUUAAUUUAAUAAAGUAGUAGAUAAAUUUGAGCUUAGUAUAAGUCUUAUCAUUUAAACUUUGA
Molecule: messenger RNA, 2466 nt
Organism: Diabrotica balteata
Lineage: Eukaryota; Metazoa; Arthropoda; Insecta; Coleoptera; Chrysomelidae
Source: the annotation of a GenBank genome assembly